This is a messenger RNA of Echinostoma caproni, 7098 nucleotides long. Lineage: Eukaryota; Metazoa; Platyhelminthes; Trematoda; Plagiorchiida; Echinostomatidae. The record is from the annotation of a GenBank genome assembly.
UGUCGUUGUUCCAACCGCGCAGUGGAUCGAAUGUGCGACCCGAAUACCGGGAAAUGCAAUUGUGGUCAGAAUGUGAUCGGAGACAGUUGUGAUCAGUGCCGAAGUGGACAUUAUUGGAAUGUGACCGGACCAAACUGUUUGCCAUGCGACUGUGGAAUCGGGACCGAGCUGUCCGAGACUGUCGGUCGGGCCAGUUCGUGUAACAUGGAAACCGGUCAAUGUGAAUGUGCACCGCAUGUGACCGGUCGUCAAUGCACUGAAUGUGAGCCCGGCUACUUCGGUGUCUCUCCAGCCGGAUGUCAGCCAUGCCCAAUGUGUCCAAACGGGCAAGUAUGCGAUCAAAUCACUGGCAAGUGCAUCUGUCCACCAUACACUCAGGGGGAUCGUUGUGAAGAGUGUGCCCCUGGUUCCUAUGAUUACAAUCCGAUCACCGGAUGCAAGAUCAUAUCCAGCGAUCGGGAGAGUGUUCCCGGUGGUUCGCUGAUUCAACUUUCGGUUGGAUUGGGUGCGGAAGCCUCCACAGACUUAUCAAUCGGUGUCAACCAGUUCGAUUGGCGUUUCUCCACACAUCGGCCCACAUUUAUGGAGAUUCCUGAACUGAAGGGGUCAUUGGUAAGAUACAGAACAAUGCGAAACUACGGCAGUGUGGUGAUUGCCAUCUCUACCGAAUGCUUACGUACCGGGGAUUGCCGACUGAACGCCCCAGAUUCUCGAUACCCGAUGGAAUUGAUGACCACGGGACCGGCAGUGAAUCGUGAUGAAGCCGGUGGUUUCAUUGUACGCAUGCCCUAUCGGAUCGAUGCGAAAAUGACUGCGUUGAAUGGAACGCUACAACUGGAAUAUCAACCAGCGGUAAGUAGAUAUUCAUUCACUGAAUGUUCAUUCUCCACAAGCGUUAUUCAGGAGGCGUGGAAGGACGAUACGCAGACUACAAUGGUUGACGGUUUUCGACACAUUUGGUUACGCGAGUCCGACUGGGUACUCACAAAGGUUGUUGGUCACGACACACGUGUGCGCCCUAGUCGUAAUGAACUCAUGCUGGCUCUGUUGAACGUGACUUCAUUCAGUGUGCGUUUGUUUAUGCCCGAGGCUAAUCCGAAAAUGGUCAGUGUACGGUAUCGUAUCUACGAGGCUUUAACCGAGACAACCACAGUGUCUGGCACUCCAAUUCGUUCGAUUGAGAAAUGUGACUGUACAAACACGGCUUCCGGUGAUCACUGUGAGAUCGCCUCACCCGGUUUCUAUUUUCCUCAACUGAUUCCCAAACCGGGACCGAGUAUUGUGCCCCCGGCCCCCGGGGCUGAGCCGCCCAAAUGGCCGGAGAAUAUUAUUUGGACCGGUGGUGUGGAGAAAUGUCGUUGCAACGGGAUGUCAUCUCAUUGUGAUCCGGUCACCGGAGUGUGUGAGUCGUGCACGGGAAACACAAUGGGUCCAGAUUGUGGUCAAUGUGCUACCGGUUAUAUGGGUGAUCCGAAACAGGGCUUGCCUUGUGUGAAAUGUCACUGCCCGACGGAACAGACUGAUUAUGCAAUCACAUGUAUCCCCGCACCGGAUCGUCCGUACGUGUCACAUCAGUGUAUCUGUAAACCGGGAUACAGUGGUGCAAGAUGCGAAGUUUGCGCUCCCGGCUACUACGGGGAUCCGACCAGUUUGAUUGCUUGUCAACCAUGUGACUGUGAUAUGGCCGGCUCGUUGAGUCCCAAUUGUGCGCAAGAUACCGGACAGUGCCGUUGCGCUCCCGGAGUGCACGGACGUCGAUGUGAUCAAUGCGAACCGGAUCACGUGGUAGAUGCCGGGCGAUGUAUUGAUUGUCGGGGACCAUGUACCGGCGAACUCUUCACCAAAGCAGACGAGGUGAUGAUGCAAAUAGAUAAUCUGAAUGUGACCAGUCUGGCCUAUCGUGGUCUGGCCCGACUGGGGCAACAAGUUGAAACCGUGCGAAAAAGAUUUAGCCCGGCACGGGAACAGGCCGAACGGGAGCUGAUCGCCCGGACACAACAAGUGGCCAAACAGACAGUUCAGCUAAGGGAACAGGUUGAUCGAGCCCAGGUCACGGCAGACGCUAUCCAGACCACCCGAUGUGUCACAUUGGGUAAUGGAACCGAGCUGCGUGAAGAUGUCGCCUCAUUCCGACGUCGUGUAUCUGACUGGAUUCAAGAAGUGCGCGAAGCUCCCACCGGGCGUCCAGAUCAGGCCACACUACAACGUUGGCGUGAAGAAGCACGGCGUGUUCUCACCGAGUUAGGAACGAUCAAUUUGAAUAGCACUGAAGAAUGGGUUAAUCAACUAUUGUCUAGCGCCGAACGAGCCAUGGAAGCGGCGAACGCCCUACUGAAAUCGGUCAAACCGGGUAAAUCUGCGGUGGAUUUGGAACGCCUGGUUACCUAUCAAGAAGAACAGGCUCGACUGCUCGAUUUUCAACAGUCGCAAAUCUAUCGAAUCGGGAACGCGACUCAGAGUACCAUACGUGAAUUGAAUGCAGCCAAAGCGAAAUCGGACAAAUUGGAGAAAGCCGCCCAGGAAGCAAUCGAUCCGGCAGUGAUGCGUGCAUUUGAAAAUUCGAUCAAAAAUGUGAACGAUCAGCUGGGUGAAUGGGAUCAGUCGGAGGUGACGAAAGUGGAACAGAAAUUGGCCGAGUCCAAAUCCGCGUUGAAACAACUGAACGGGGUGGUGUUGAUCGAGUUGAAAGAUGUCGAGAUUCCGACCACUUUGCGAAUGAAAGUGGUGGAACCAAUGGAGCGUGAAGUAGACUCGAUUGUACGCACAUUGCGACCUAACAGCCGCCUGAACCGGACCAUGGAAGCGUUGGAGGCUUAUCAAACCAUUGUGGACAACAUGCAGGCAGCGGAAAAUGCGACAGAAGAGGCCGAGGAAGCAUUGAAAAAAUCGACUGCAGGACAAGAUCAGACGUGGCAAUCCAUGAUGAAUGAGGUGGCAGCCAAAGGUACAAAAAUUGAAACCGUAUUGGAUCAAGAAGAGGAGCGGUUAGCUCAACGAAACGAGACUCUGAAUGAGGCGUUACGAAAGUUGGACAAAGUCUCCAUCGAUCUCACAAUGAUUGGUAAAACUGCCGAAGAAAGUUUAACCUAUUCAAAGGAAACCAUUGAUAAAGUAAAAAAAGUCACCCAGGUGUUGGAAGUCACGGAACCAUUGGCACAAAAUGCAUCAGAUCGAAGUGAGACCCAGCGUGUCAAAUUGGAUGAUCUGGCCGAUCGAUUGCAACAAAUGGAGAAUCGUUAUGCUCAACUGCAGGGAACUGCUCAAUCCAUGGUUGACCAAGCCAAUUCAACUCAGCUAAAUCUGGUGAAACUGAUUGGUGAUGCAGAGAAUUCCAUAAAACAAUUGGAUUCCAAAUUGCUAAACCUUCGACGUUUGGCUGACGAGGCCCGUUCAAUGCUGGAUGUGACGUAUGGUGCUUUGGCCCAGGAUCCGGUACCCAUUGAAUUGGGUCGUUCUUGUGUGUACUCUCUUGUCCCCUAUGCUUUGACCAAAUCGCGUGUGUUUGACAUUGAAUUCUGGUUCAAGGUGCACGAUCUCCAAACUGCCAUGAACAGUGUGAUCAUGGUCGGUCGUCGAGCGUUUGCCGGACGAACACAGAUGUUCGCGUUCACGCUGGAAGCACCUGCACCCACCCUCCGAUUCUCGUGGAAUGUGAUGGGUGGCAAGGUGGAAAUUGGACCCAUUCGCGAGGCCAUUUGGUACCAGGUACGGGUCACCUCGGUCCUCGGCGAGACUCGAAUGAUGCUGACCGCACGACCGGAAGAUGAUGAAGUCCCGAUCGAACCACGAACUCGAGAAGCGACCACAUUGGCUGGUGCUGAUCAUCCGGAAUCUGCGUUGAUGCUGGAUAGACAAAUGGAACUACGUGUAGGUGGGGUUAUCCAGGCCGGAACGCGUCUAGUCAGUCCGGAAUCGUGGGGUGAUAAUGCGGCCGAGGCAUUCUGGUCCCGUCUCCUAUCGAUGGGUUCACCGGAAGUGUGUAUGCUAAAUUUACGUUUGGGCGGAAUGCGAAUGAGUAUGGUGGAUUUGGCCACGGCCACACCGAGUUGCCUCCGACCAAAGCGUUUACGUUGUCAGAUGGCNGGCAAACUGAAUCAAGUGACGACCAGAAUGAGACCAGCACAAAGUACUCAGCCACAGUAUGUGUUGCAAUUGUUGUUCUACUACGAUUUUGCCGGAACUGGUGGUUACGCUCGACUGGGCUCAUCUACCGAUCUGCAAUUCUGUAAAGAUUUUCUCCAAUUCCAACUGACUCCGUUGGACGAAGCGCGGAAGGAACGGAUGAUGGGAUUCACUUUCUUUGAUUAUCGAAAGGACUUUGGUGUGACAAUCGAAUGGGUAGACGGUCGACCGAGAGCGACUCGUUGGGCUGGAGAUGAGCUUUAUCGAUCGAUACAUUCAUCCGAUCUGUUGGAAGCCGGUGAGACAAUGCGACGUCGCGUAUUGCGAGCCACAGUAGCCUCGCCCAACAACUACGGUCACUCGCGUUGGAGACGUAACGCGUUCAUGGAAAGUGGCAAGGACAAAGUGGUCGAAUCGAUCAGUUUGAAUUAUCCGCAACAGAAAGUGUGGCGAUUGGACAAACUAUUAACUCCCGAGUGCCACGAGGACACCAUUCUCUUUAUUGGUAGUAUUCCACCCGGGCACUAUUCUCUGAGGCGACGUGUGGCUGAAGGUCGUAUUGGUCUGGGCAAGGAUAAAACCGGAGGAGAUGGAGAUCUCUAUUUGGAUGACUACGUGAUGACACCGGUCAAUCAGUUUGGAGAUUCCUAUUUUACAGAUUUGCGUCAGCGUGGAGAAAGUUUUGUUGUGGAAAAUACAAAACCGGAUUCACAGUACUGUUUGCGAUUGACCCCGCACGAUGCUUACACACAACUGGAGCUGGAUCAUGCCAAAAUGGGUUCACCGUUCAAUCCCGGGGUCAGUAUGACCAUUCGAUUCAAUCCGUUGAGAACAAUCACGGAGGAUGUGGAUCUGUUACGCGUACAGUUGAGUUCUGCUGAGUGGUUCCGUGUCUAUUUAACCAAUGAUCAUCGUCUGGGCAUUCUCAUCCCCGGAGGACGUAAAGAGCUAAUCACACGUGAGCCACUAAGCUAUCGACCGCUGGAAGAUCCAUCUUUCGCACUGCGUGAUUUGGAGUUAGCCGAAGCGCGAAUGAUCAAUGCGUCCACAAGGGCCUGGAAAGAGCAGGAUCGUACGAGUGAGGAAGAAUCAAAGUUGCCAACAGAGUCGUUGAGAACGGAUGCUUGGUCCUCGUCUGGAGAGAUUGAAGUCGCAGUCACACUGCAUUUCGGUGGCUCGGAUUCCCGACAAUUGUAUGUUCUCUACGAUCAGCGUGUAGUGCAAAGUUGGACUAUCCCGCGUCAGAUGAGCGAUGCCCAAGUUCAACAAAUUUUGGUUGGUCCACACACAAAAAUCAGUCAACCAAUCACAAUCAACUAUUUGGUGAUUGGUCGAAAGCUUGUCGAUUUCUCGACCGAGUUGACAGGGACGGAUGACCUAAACGGUAGCCAUGUGGGAUUCUGUGGUGGACAACUGCAUCCUCGCUUCUUCGAACGUCAAGGUCUGGUCGGCCCCGUUUGGAUUGAACAAGGUUUGGAUUUGGCUCCACCACCGGGUGGACGUCGUUUACGAUUUGUGGAACCCGGCUCACCGGAGGCCAACGUGACUCUACCCGGUGUAAGUCCACCUACCCCAGUGAAACCGACCGGUCGUCUGCGUAGAGAAGAGCGCACUACUGUCCUAUUAUCCCCCAGUUUCCUGUCUAUCCACACACCCUUUUUGUUCAGUGAUGGGCCGUUUGUUUUCAAAAUCGGUUUCCGUGCCCAGUUGAGCCGUGGCACCAGCGGAACUGCGAACAGUGGCUCCCCGUUACCAACAUUCCGAUACAGUCUACUGGCCGCGUUCAAUUUCGGCCCGAAUGUGGAAAAUCUCUAUCUGAUUGUAUCGGAAAGUCAAAUAUUCCUCACAAACAGUCAAAACGUACUCUGGUCCAGUCCACAUCUGACAAUCGCCGAUACCAAUUGGCAUCAGUUGAUUCUGACCAGUCCGGCCGAAACCAAUGGGAACGGGGCUCCGGCUGGUGCAGCAACAGCGAACGAAUUGAAUGGGCCGGCUGUUGAGUCAGGCAUACAUAUGUUAUUCGACGGUCGAGAUUUGUGGCUUCCUCCUUUACAAUCCGACUUAAAACCAAUACUGGCAUUUAUUGGCGGCUUACCUUCCGGACAAAAGCUGAAUUUGGAUCCAGACACAAAUAUUGCACCGAUUACCGGACUGUUUGGUUGUGUGGACGAAUUGGAAAUUAACGGGGUCCAGAUCGAUCCGAAACAGAGUGGUCGUCCAGCUUGUUACGAUUGUUUCAGUCUGGACCCGAACAUUGUUCACAUACCACAAUCGAUCGAACAAUAUUUGGACAAUAAUCUGAUUCCACUGGAAAUACCGAAAGCGUUCCUGGAACCAGACACCCCACAGAUCACAUUUGACUUCAGCAUUUUCUACGAUCGUGAAAUACUUCCCGCUGCCAGUCUAUUCGUGUUGUCCUUCGAGGGUGAACAAAACGGUGAUCCAGUCACACACCGGAUUUGGAUACAUUUGGCUGAUGCAGAGGUGAAAAUGAGCCCUGCCCCUUACGAUGAGCCACUGACUGAUUUGGGUCACACCGCGCCACUACUGACGCUACCACGGUAUGCGAACACUUGGCAAUUUAUCAAACUGCAAAUGUUUUUCGACUACGGGAAUGUGGUGCUCCAGUUACAAUCGCAAGUCGUAAUUACUCCAGAGGAACAGAAGACCAUAGUUUUGGGCUCCACGUCUCACACAUUCACCGGUUGUAUUCGUGAUAUGCGUCUGACGAGCAGCACGGGUGUGGAAACCAUAUGGAUUCGACCAGUUCCUGACCAUGUCGAUUGGUGUCAUACCAACGGCACACAAACCAAGGAAUCAACUGUAGAGGAAUCCAACCUCGUGGAUGGUCACGGGACAGCGAAGGAAUUCACCAAACCUGUGGAUCCACAGUCGCGUCAGCUGAUGGUCCCGGGGAUAGCGGUCCUCGUGUCACUGAGGCGUAACAUUGAAAGGCCCGUCAAGCUUCCUGGAUAG